Alosa sapidissima (American shad) is the source of this 1809-nucleotide messenger RNA. RefSeq names its product four and a half LIM domains 1b (gene fhl1b). NCBI's taxonomy places the organism in Eukaryota, Metazoa, Chordata, Actinopteri, Clupeiformes, Clupeidae. Gene Ontology annotation, biological process: muscle organ development. Gene Ontology annotation, molecular function: transmembrane transporter binding. The transcript has 6 exons. The coding region runs from base 410 to 1252 and encodes 280 amino acids. The record is from RefSeq and is a predicted model, not a curated record.
GUUUCUUUCAUGUGGGCUUGCAUAAUUAGGCUGCAUGGCUUUCAUAGUCCAUAUAAACAGGCUACCAUAGCAACUUACAUGAACAACAAGACUGGCGCUCUAUCCCGGAGGAGACAGUCGUCUGUUUCCAACUCAUGGUUAGGCGAGCUGUAAGGGAAGUACAUGCCCCACGGUCUUAAACCAAUGGUAGCAUGGACUGAGAACUCCUGGUUCGUUGAGACGGUGACUGUAGAAUUUUGAUCAUAUCCUGUCUUCUUUUCAAGUCUUUUCCUUUAGACUACGUGCAGGGUUUAUGCGGGUUGUUCAAAGUGCAAAGGAAACUUGGACAGGAGAGCGUGCACAAUAUUAUACGCUGAUUUCCUGUUGACACACACACAGGUCCAGACGCCAGCCCUCCCAGUCUGCAGUCAUGACGGACCGCUUCGACUGUUUCUACUGCCGCGACGACCUGAACGGCAAGAAGUACAUCAAGAAGGAGGAGAAGCCUGUGUGCAUGCGCUGCUUCGAGAAGUUCUGCGCCAACAACUGCGUCGAAUGCCGUCGCCCCAUCGGGGCUGACUCGAAGGAGCUGCACCAUAAGAACCGUUACUGGCACGAGGCUUGCUUCCGCUGCGCCAAGUGCUACAAGCCCCUGGCCAAGGAGUCCUUUAGCACCAAGGAUGACCGCAUCCUGUGUGGGAAAUGCAGCUCCCGCGAGGAUGCUCCACGUUGCCAUGGCUGCUACAAGCCCAUACUGGCAGGCUCUGAGAAUGUAGAGUACAAGGGCAAUGUGUGGCAUGAGGAGUGCUUCACCUGCUACCAGUGUAAAAAGCCCAUCCGCUCCCAGAGUUUCAUGACCAAGAACGACAACGUGUACUGCACCCACUGCCAUGAGAGGAAGUUUGCUAAGCAUUGCGCUAGCUGUAAGCAGCCCAUCACCACUGGAGGCGUGAACUACCAGGACCAGCCCUGGCAUUCAGACUGUUUUGUCUGCACCAAGUGCAGGAAGCCCUUGGCUGGGACCCGCUUCACCUCGCAUGAGGAGAAGCCCUUCUGUGUGGACUGCUACAAGAGCACCGUAGCAAAGAAAUGCACAGGAUGCAACAAUCCUAUCACAGGGUUUGGUAAAGCCACAAACGUAGUGAACUACGAGGGCGGCUCGUGGCAUGAGUACUGCUUCAACUGCAAGAAGUGCUCCAUCAAUCUGGCUGACAAGCGCUUCAUCGCUGAAGCCGGCUCCAUCUACUGCUCCGACUGCGCUAAGAAGCUGUGAGCUCAGGCUGAACUGGACCAGAGGCCCUGACGUGCCUUACAGGAUGUGGUGCAAUCAUGUAUAGAAUAUCAGUGUCACGCUUAACAGAUGUCAGUCCUUAGUCGUCCAGAUGGGGUUUUCAUGUAUCAUAUAAAGCUUACUCUGUGAUUUAGGUACUGAUCAUGCCUUCUGCAUCUGAGAUAUGUGUCUCUGUCUUAAUGCAAUAGAGUGCCAAAUGUAUGUUAUCUUGCCCCUUUAUCAAACAGUGUUGAAUGGAUCACUGUUGUUUCUCAGCAGAAUCAUUGAAUAGCCUUAAUCUGUACCCAGGUUUUGUGUCAGUUUAUAAUCGUACUGCACUGAACCCAAAAAUCAACUUUUGUAAUUGUCCAUCUCAACCUAGUCAGGAAAAAUGACCUUUCACCGAUAGUUUAAUGAAACUAAUGGGUGUUUCUCAGUAUGUGCCUUAUGUAUUAUGAGAUAAAACCUCUGUUCUGAUAAAAAAAAGUAAACCUCUGAUUAGGCCAUGUUUUUUUUUUUAUGAACCUUACAAUAAAGUUCAAUAAACUAUACUCUUUUUA